AGUCGCCAGUAUGGCUGACUUUCCGCUGCAGGGCUGAAAAAUCGCAGAUCGAAAGGGGAGAGAACUUUAGAUCUAGAUCUGUGAGAAAGAGGCAAAGAAAGGAGAGGGAAGAGAGACGGAUACGAUUAGAUCUAUUAAGGAAAAUAAAAAUUAGUUGAGAAUGAGAGGGAAGAGAGAUGGAGGAAAAGGAGAAAACCGCAGGGGCGCCCCCGCUCGACUCUGACCUCCCAAUGUUCUCCUUGUCCACGUCCGCUGGUCUCCAAACCACAAAUUCACGGUUCAUAGCCCAGGUAUACUGUUUUGCUUUCAAUUUUGAUUUCCCUCCUUGGAAGUAACCUAAUUCUAUGAGUAUUUGAAUUUAGCAAGCCGGAGAGCAUCCAAUGACCAAUUUCCAUGCCCUUUGUUGGGUCUGGAUCUCAGUCCGACAAUUCGCGAUUCUUACACCCAGGGUAUUCAUUGAAUUUUCAUUUUCCUCCGUUGCCAAUGGAGCUGAAAGAAUCAUUAUUAUAGACAAAGGGUUUAGUUUCCGGCAAGACUAAAGCUUUGUUUGGAGACAACUUUCUCGAUUAGCUUUAGUAUUUUAGUGUUUGGGGUAAAAUUUUAAUCGUUUAGAUUAAUUCUCAAAACGCUAUAGCUUUUUCAAAACGCUAGCACUAAUCUCUGGCACACUGAUGCCAAACGGGGCCUAAAUCAAAAUGACAAAUUAAACUUCCCUUGCCUCUUAAUUUCUAUGUAAUCAAAAUGACAUCUUUUCUGUUUUUUUUUCCAGGGUAAGACUCCGUCCAUUUUGACCUUCAAACCCCAACAUUUUGAGAUUAUAUUGAGUUGUUCUUGUUGGCUUUUCAAAGCAUUUCAUUUAGACUUUAGCCUAAACCCAUUCUUUUCUUAAAAUUCUUCAUGAAAGGGUAUGGAUUUCUCUCCGAGACCAGCCUUCUAAUUGGACAAUUAAAGGUCUUUCGUAUGGCGAUUUCCAUUCUUGAUGCCUCCUUUAUCUUGAUGCUGUAUUUUUUAUAUGACUGAAGUUUUUUAUAUGUUCAUCCAUUUGAGAAGUUCACUUUCUUCCUCAUGUAGUAAUUUUAUUUUCUAUGUUUCACACUCUGUUGGUCCUAUGCAAUGUGUAGCAUGUAGUGUAUAUACCUUAUAAUGUUUUGCUUUAUUUUAUGUUUGUAUAUCAUUUGGGCCAUUGCAACCUUGACUAACCAAAAGGACUUCAGUGUCUAACCUAUGCUUCACUCAAUGAUUCAUUUCUCUUGUGGAGACAUUUAUACUAUAUUUGGUUCAAGGAAUUUGGAAGGAAAAGAAAAGAAAACAAUUUUCUCUUAUUUUCCUCACCAAAGUACCAAAGUGGGAGGAAUUUGGUUUUCCCUCCUCUGAGUACAAUUUACCUUCUCAUUUUCUUUUCGUUCCACUUUUCUUUCUUUUCCUCUCUAACCAAACAUGAAAUGUUGUUUUCCCUCUAAUUUUAUUUUCUUUUACCAUUCAAUUCCUUGAACCAAACACAGUGUUAAUAUUAUCUGAGGGAUCAAACUUCAUGUGCUUUAUAUUUUUUAUAGCAGAUAAUGGAUUUUGGUUCAGAAAUGAUUCAAGAUUGGAUGCCAGUUUCUGAUUGAUCAGUGAGGUUUGUUCAUUGUAGGGGAAAACUGGUAACUUUUCCAUUGCACAUAAAUUGCUAGAGGUUCAAAGGUAACAAUAAUGUGAGUUGUUACUAGAUUGAUAGAUUUAUAAAAGUAUAUGAUGGGUUUUACUCACCGUAGUUAUUACUUAUCUACAGUGGCAAAUAACUAAAUAUUACCAGAAAAAUAUAUAGCCUAUGAAUAUUAGUUAUGAGCAUGAACUAUAUUCACUCACAAACUCAAGGAUUAUCUUAGCUUGAUCUUGCUCUUUAAUGGCUUCUUUUAUGACAAACCUGCACGAGUGUCACCAGUCAUGAGUCACCACAUAACUAUUUCAAUGACAAUUUGACUUUCAUUAUUAAAAUAGUAUUUCUGUGAUGGUAAAAUUGUGUCACUAUUUAAUUUUUUAUGAUAACUUGUGUUGUUAUUACAAGUACUAUGUUAGUCACAAAGGAACUUUUGUAAUUAAGAUGAUUUUUUUAUGAUAACUAAGUAUAAUGUCAGUUGUCACUAAAUUGUUACUAUGUUUUAAAGACUGAUAACUUAGUCAUUUAUUAUGAUACAUAGUGAUGACAAACUACAUAAUAUAUUUGUGAGCAAGAAAGGAGCUUCAAAUUCCUGGAGAGGAAUUACUGUUGUCGAGAGUUGUUGAGCUUUGGAAUGGCUCCAGUGGGUGGCAAUGGGAGAAAAUCCCGAACCUCCCACCUGACAUUGUUUCUUUGAUGCAACUACAGGUGAUGGAGUCGGAGACAGACAUCUAAGACGAAUACUACUGGAAGCAUGACCCGAUAAGUUAAAGUGCCAAGCGAGAUGAAGAUCAUAUUGUGGACUAUUUGCCAUGAAAAGGAAAUGGAAAAGCUGAACUAAGGAAAAGAGGCCUUACUUGAGAUAGCUCUUGCCAUUUCUAUAGCGAUAACGAGGAGACCAUUGCUCACAUAUUCAGAACAUGCCCAAAAGCAAGGCAGAUCAGGCUGCUAGAGAUUGGGUACUAAAGUGGAAACCAGCCAUUGACCAAGAGUUUACUUUGAAUGUCGAUGGGAGCACAAAAAAUAAUAGCAAACAGGUCUGGGGCGGCGGAGUCAUUUGCAGCAACAGUGUAGAAUGGUUGGGUGGGUUCGCGUGCAGAACUAUGCCGACUAAUAUUGAGGAAAUUGAAGUCAAAACCAUCAGAAUAGGAAUCCAAUGGGCAUGGGAGAGAGCAGUGAGAGAUCAUGAGGUGCAGUCUGAUGCUGCAGAAGUGUACAAAUGGGUUAAGGGCUUGACCAGUUUGAGUGGUAUGGUUAAUCAUGGCUUGUUUUCUCAAGAAUGAUAACCCCCCUUCUCUCGCUCUCACUGUUUCCUUUGCCGGGGGGAUUUUGGGGGGGGGGGGAUGGAUUUAUGACGGUGGUCGCUCCACCACUGCUUACCGUUGUCUAUCUUGGUUCUAACAUUGUCCUCUAGCGCAUGCCACGGCAAAGCUCUUUGGCUCCACAAUUUGCUAUGUGAAAUUGACUUCACGCUUUUCUGUCUUCUACAUUUUGAAAACAUAGAGCCACAAUAUCCAUGACAGUUUUGAGCUAUAUAUUGAUGAUUUUAGUGCAGGUACAAUUGCAGAGAAUACACACUAUGAAAUAGCUACAAAGAGAAUGAUUAAGGUACAAACUAAAAUUUGGGCUUUUUUACUUGGG
This is a messenger RNA of Cuscuta campestris, 3280 nucleotides long. The record is from the annotation of a GenBank genome assembly. Lineage: Eukaryota; Viridiplantae; Streptophyta; Magnoliopsida; Solanales; Convolvulaceae.